This is a messenger RNA of Peromyscus leucopus (white-footed mouse), 8582 nucleotides long. It is a transcript of the gene Uba6, whose product is annotated as ubiquitin like modifier activating enzyme 6. Gene Ontology annotation, cellular component: cytoplasm; SUMO activating enzyme complex. The transcript is spliced from 33 exons. Gene Ontology annotation, molecular function: SUMO activating enzyme activity. The record is from RefSeq and is a predicted model, not a curated record. Gene Ontology annotation, biological process: protein sumoylation. The coding region runs from base 58 to 3219 and encodes 1053 amino acids. NCBI's taxonomy places the organism in Eukaryota, Metazoa, Chordata, Mammalia, Rodentia, Cricetidae.
GCCCCGCCCCCUCUCCUGCCUUCCCUCCCGGGGUUGCUGCAGCGUCUUCGGCCGGCGAUGAAGAGGUCUGAGCCGUUGGCUGCUCUCCGCCGGGAAGAGGCGUCCUGCUCCUCCUGGGGAGCUUGCAGUGCAAGUAAAAAUUUUCCUACCAUGUCAACAGAAUCUGUGGAAAUCGAUGAUGGAUUAUACAGUCGACAGAGGUAUGUUCUUGGUGACACAGCAAUGCAGAAGAUGGCCAAGUCCCAUGUCUUCUUAAGUGGUGUGGGUGGUCUUGGAGUAGAAAUUGCAAAGAAUCUUGUUCUCGCAGGGAUUAAGGCACUGACAAUUCAUGAUACAAAAAUAUGUCAAGCAUGGGAUCUAGGGACCAAUUUCUUUCUGUGUGAAGAUGAUGUUGUUAAUGAGAGAAACAGGGCUGAAGCUGUACUUCAUCAUAUUGCAGAACUAAAUCCAUAUGUUCAUGUCUCAUCAUCCUCUGUCCCUUUUGAUGAAACUACAGAACUCUCCUUCUUAAAAAAAUACCAGUGUGUAGUAUUGACUGAAGUGAAACUGACCUUACAAAAGAAGAUCAAUGACUUUUGCCAUUCUCAGUGCCCUCCAAUUAAGUUUAUUAGUGCAGAUGUACAUGGAAUUUGGUCCAGGUUGUUUUGUGAUUUUGGUGACGAAUUUGAAGUUUCAGAUACAACAGGAGAAGAACCAAAGGAAAUUUUCAUUUCAAACAUAACACAAGCUAAUCCAGGCAUUGUUACAUGCCUUGAAAAUCAUCCUCAUAAUCUUGAGACAGGACAAUUCCUAACAUUUCGAGAAAUUAAUGGAAUGACAGGUUUAAAUGGAUCUAUACAGCAGAUAACUGUGGUGUCGCCGUUUUCCUUCAGCAUUGGUGACACCACAGAACUGGAUCCAUAUUUACAUGGAGGCAUAGCUGUACAAGUUAAGACUCCGAAAACAUUUUGCUUUGAAACCCUGGAGAGGCAGAUAAAACAUCCAAAGUGCCUUAUUGCAGAUUUUAGCAAACCUGAGGAACCUUUACAGAUUCAUGCAGCCAUGCUUGCCUUGGACCAUUUUCAGGAAAACUACAGUCGCAAGCCAAAUAUCAGAUGUCAGCAAGAUUCAGAUGAACUGUUGAAAUUAACAGUAUGUAUAAGUGAAACCUUGGAAGAGAAGCCUGAAGUGAAUCCUGACACUGUGCGCUGGCUCUCGUGGACUGCCCAAGGCUGUUUGCCCCCACUUGCCGCCGCAGUCGGGGGCGUUGCCAGCCAGGAAGUGUUGAAAGCUGUGACAGGGAAGUUUUCUCCUUUGUGCCAGUGGUUGUAUCUUGAAGCAGCAGAUACUGUUGAGUCCCUGGGCAGUCCUGGUCGCGAAGAGUUCCUCCCACGAGGAGAUAGAUAUGAUGCCUUACGAGCCUGCAUUGGAAAUACAUUGUGUCAGAAACUACACAAUCUGAAUGUCUUCCUAGUAGGAUGUGGCGCCAUAGGCUGUGAAAUGUUAAAGAACUUUGCAUUACUGGGUGUUGGUACAAGCAGAGAGAAGGGAAUGGUUACAGUUACAGAUCCUGACUUGAUAGAAAAAUCCAACCUAAACAGACAGUUCCUAUUUCGACCUCAUCACAUCCAGAAACCUAAAAGCUAUACUGCUGCUGAAGCAACUCUGAAAAUAAAUCCUCAAUUAAAAAUAGAUGCACAUCUGAACAAAGUUUGUCCAGCCACUGAGAGUAUAUACAGUGAUGAAUUUUACACUAAGCAAGAUAUCAUUAUUACAGCACUAGAUAAUGUGGAAGCCAGGAGAUAUGUAGACAGCCGUUGCUUAGCAAACCUCCGGCCUCUCCUAGAUUCUGGAACAAUGGGCACAAAAGGACACACUGAAAUUAUUGUACCUCAGUUGACUGAAUCUUAUAACAGUCAUCGGGACCCCCCAGAGGAGGAAAUACCGUUCUGUACUCUGAAGUCCUUUCCAGCUGCUAUUGAACAUACUAUCCAGUGGGCAAGAGACAAGUUUGAAAGUUCCUUUUCCCACAAGCCUUCACUUUUUAACAAAUUUUGGCAAGCCUAUCCUUCUGCAGAAGAUGUCUUACAGAAAAUACAAAAUGGACAGAGUUUAGAAGGCUGUUUUCAAGUUAUUAAGCUACUUAGCAGAAGACCCAGAAAUUGGUCCCAGUGUGUAGAAUUAGCAAGACUAAAGUUUGAAAAAUAUUUUAACCAUAAGGCUCUACAGCUUCUUCACUGUUUCCCUCUUGACACACGAUUAAAAGAUGGCAGUUUGUUUUGGCAGUCACCAAAAAGGCCGCCUUCUCCAAUAAAAUUUGAUUUAAAUGAAACUUUGCAUCUCAGUUUUCUUCAGAGUGCUGCAAAAUUAUAUGCUACAGUAUAUUGCAUUCCAUUUUCAGAAAAGGACUUAUCAGUGGAUACCCUCAUGGAUAUUGUUUCAGAAGUUAAAAUUCAGGAAUUCAAACCUUCCAACAAGGUUGUUCAAACAGAUGAAACUGCAAGGAAACCAGACCAUGUUCCUAUCUCCAGUGAAGAUGAGAGAAAUGCUGUUUUCCAACUAGAAAAGGCUAUUUCAUCUAACAAAGCUACCAAAAGUGACCUUCAGAUGGCAGUCCUUUCAUUUGAAAAAGAUGAUGACAAUAAUGGACACAUCGAUUUCAUCACAGCUGCAUCCAACCUUCGAGCCAAAAUGUAUAGCAUUGAACCAGCUGACAGGUUUAAAACGAAGCGCAUAGCUGGUAAAAUUAUCCCUGCCAUAGCAACAUCUACUGCUGCAGUUUCUGGCUUGGUUGCCUUGGAGAUGAUCAAAGUAGCUGGUGGCUAUCCCUUCGAAGCUUACAAAAAUUGUUUCCUUAAUUUAGCCAUUCCAAUAAUAGUGUUUACAGAGACAUCUGAAGUAAGAAGAACUGAAAUCAGAAAUGGAAUUUCAUUUACAAUUUGGGACAGAUGGGCUGUACAUGGAAAUGAAGAUUUCACACUCUCGGAUUUCAUAAAUGCCGUCAAAGAGAAAUACGGAAUUGAACCAACAAUGGUGGUGCAGGGAGUCAAAAUGCUUUAUGUUCCUGUAAUGCCGGGUCAUGCAAAAAGGUUAAAGUUAACAAUGCACAAACUUGUGAAACCUUCGACUGAGAAGAAAUAUGUGGAUCUUACUGUGUCAUUUGCCCCAGACACUGAUGGAGAUGAGGAUUUGCCAGGACCUCCAGUACGAUACUACUUCAGUCAAGACACUGAUGAUUAGUUACCAUAGAGUUACUCCAGGACUACUUUAUUUUGGAAAGUGUACUUAAUUCAGAAGCUAAAAUUAAUCAGCUCAUAAUACUGUGGAUUUCUUUUUGCCUUAAUUUAAGGGAAACAUCAGUAGGAAACUCAACUACACUGAACAAUUAGAGAACAUUUUGGAGCAUAGUACACAUCUGUUGCUUCAUACAGCUAUGAUCACAGCAACUUUGAACUGGAAUACCAUUUUCUAAUGCUUACAAGUUUGUAUAUUAAGCCCUGUGGAUGAAAAGAAGGAACAAAGAAAGAAUUUAUUUAUGACCAGAAGAAAUAAAGAUGAAGAAAUAGAAAAUAGUGAAUCCUGGCUAUUCAGAAAGCUAAAUCCUGUUUUAAGGUUUUCCUUUUUAUUUGGUAUUUGAGACCUGUAUUUCAGUAUAAAUAGUGUGAUACUGUACCUCUGACAUAAUUAAGCUUUGAAAAUUUCAUCGCACUGAGAGACGGAGGGAUGGCAGUGGUAGAUGAAGAGUAGAGAUUUAAAAUUGGGUAGCUACAGUGAGUGUCCUGUUAGCUCUGCUAACAGAGUUUGUUAUAUUACUUCCUCCCCUAAAUCAAGAGUUUUGCAAUAUGAUCAGUGUUGUAAACCAUGAGGUGAUGAUGACAUGUUAACUUGGACUAAAUGUUAACAGUAUUAUAUGCACUCUGACGACUCUCAGAAAAUCCAUGAAUGUGAGCAAGUAAAUGUGGCUAAUCAUUUGAUUGAUAAUAUGCCUUUAUUUUAUUUAUCUGGAAUUCUACAACUAGUCAUAGUAUAUAAGACUGAAAUGUUUUAUAAAAGGAAUAUCCUUAGAAAUAGAUAAAAAUUUAAAAUUAAUACUUGUAGAAUUGUCUUUUUUUUCCUUUCCAACAAUGUAAUAGAGAAAAAAAAACAGUAUUUUUUUUUUAAAGGAAGCUUGUCAUUUUACUCUUCAUUCCCAAAAUGGGAAUUGACAGAGAUAGAAAAAUUAUAUUUUUUUAAGUUUUUCUUUAUUGAGAGAAAUACUCUGUUUCCUGAUAUGAACAGUUGUAAUUAAUGAUAUAAUUGGGUCCAUUAAAAGAUACAAAUAGUAUUGGCUGUAAAAUCAGUGAAAACAGCAUGUGACUCUUUUUUACAGGAUUCUCAUGCACUCUAAACAGCAAGUGCUUACAGCCUCUGAAGUCGCCUGCCUGGGGCUCAUAUGCGUGUCCAGACCAUUAGUAGCUACUUUGAUGAAUUAAAAUUUAGAUUACAUCAGUAUUACUCCAAUGGUAUCUCUUUAUUCUCUGUACUUACUUUCCAUUAACAACUAAUUUAAAUCUAUGUUGACCAGCUUUGGGGUUCCUCCUCUUAUGAAAUACCCAGUUGGGAAAUGGGUGAGUUUCUGUAAUAAAAUAUUCUGUUCAUUGAGAGAUGGAGAAAAGUGGCAGGAUCCAUUUUAAAGAAACUAUUGUUUUUGUCAUAUCCUACUCUCUUCCAUUUUGCCUAUUCCUAGUAUAAUGUUCAAAAUUAAUGUUACAUAAAUUGAAUACAGGAACAUCAAAGGCUCUGUGGCUUAGAGCUUAAUGAGGGUAGAAAUAAUAAAAGGAGUUUUGUUAAAAAAAAAAAAAAAGCCCCUUUUCCCAGUUUUUAUUUUGUCUUCUGUUCUUUGGUAGUAAUGUGUUUUCUAGGUAACCAUUCAGCAAUCCUCAAACAUGAACCAAUAGCUUGGGUAUGUUUACCUAAGUCUCUGCAUCUCUUUGGAAGUAAAUGAGAACCGUGCUUUGUAGAAUGCAUCAGUAAAUAAAAUCAGCUGGGAUUAGGCUUGUUUUACAAUUAAACCUACAACCAUUUUGCCAUUUGUUUUUUCUGUAGGUGAUGGUUAUUACUAUCCUCCUAAAUAUUACUAAGCUAGAAAGCCACAGUGAAGUUAAUGACAACUUUUUCCAUUGUUUUAUUUUGUACCUUAAGAUUAUUGUUACUGAAAUAUAGCUAUUGAAUACUGGGUGCAAAAAAAAAAAAAGAGAGAGAAAGAGAGAAAGAAAACCAAUUUGGUGUUACUCCAUUCAUUGAUACAUAUAUACAUAUAUCCUAAAAAUCAGUCCAAGAAAUUUUAGAAUAUUGUCAUAAACUGUGUUCUGUGGUUCAUUGAAGAGAAUUUAAUUAUACCUCUUACUGUGUGGUAAGUAGUACCAUGUCUGUGUUUCCUCAUUUCUAUGCUUUGCAAGCAGACUAGUUUUGGCAUAUAGUCAAAGGGACAGAGUGUGCUUAAUAAGCUCUGAGCCCUAACUUUAAUCCCCAAGAGCAAAAAGAAAUGAGAAAAACAGGCAGAAAUAGUCACUCUAUGAGAAACCUAGUUUGGGGUUUCAAAAGUCAAUUCCUUAUAGAAUCUGAAGCAGUUAUAUUAUGUGUCUUAAGUUCCUUACACAUUGUUCCAAAAGUAGAACUUGAUUAAAAAAUAUAUUAUUUCUAUAGUUUAUCUUUCAUGGCACACAACAUUGUUAGGACAGUGUCAGUGCAAAAAUAGAGCCAUAGCCAGGCUGUAUGUAACUCUACAGUUGAGUACUUGCUAGCAAACACGAGACUCUGGGUUUGAGUACCAGCUCAAAAACAGAAAUCAGAAAGUUUGCAUCUAGGGAGUCAGAUGAAGAAUCAGCAGGCAAUUUGUGUUUGCUUUUCUCUUGCUGUAUCUGGAAAGCUUGUCUGUUUUGUGGGUGUGGAUUAUGUAUGUCUAUGCACCACAUGUGUACAGUGCUCUUGAAGCCAGAAGAGGGCAUCGGAUCCCCCAAGACAAGUUACAGACAGUUGUGAUCAGCCAGGUUCUCUGGAAGGGCAGCCAGUUAUUUUAACCACUGAGCCAUCUCUCCAGCCCCAGAAGCUUCCUGUUUUAAUUGAGACAUGCAUGCUGAAAGUAUAUAAAAUGUGAAUAUACAGUUUAAGGAAUAGUUUUAAAAUGUUCGCUUAUCUGACCAGUAUUGAAGUUAAUACAUCAUUGAUAUCAGGAACCUUCCUAAUCCCUCCCAGUCACAGAUAUCUUAAACCCUUUUUUGGUUCUGUUACCUUGUUCUUGUGGUGUUACCCCCUCUGUGUGUAAAUCUAAACAACAGUUUAGAUCUGCCUGCUUUGGAACUGUAUGUAAAGAAUCAUUCUGCAUUUAUGUCUUUCGUUCACUGUGAUCCAUCCAUGUUGUAGCCAUAUUUUAUUUACCGUUGCUGUAAUAGUUUACCUUUGCAUUAAUAUACCACUUUACAUUGUACUGACUGUGAAUGAUAAAGAUGUAUUUAGUUCGGGGUAAUUACAGUUCUGUAAUAAAUGUUAUUUUGUUUCUCCUCGGUUGCAAAUGGUGGAAGAUAUCUAGGAUCAAAAUUGCCUGGUUGUAGAUAUUUUUUAAUAUUUCAGUUUUGAAAUUAAAAUAUGAAAAUAUAAUUACAUCAUUUCCCCCUUCCAUUUCCUCCUUCCAACCCUUCCCAUGCACCAUCCCUUUGCUCUGACGUCCAUUUUCUCCACAUGGAAAUCAGUUUGGAUGGUUUUUGUUUUGUAUUUUGACAGCGUGGUGGAUGUGCAGUUUGUAUUUCAUUGACCGUUUCCUCUGUUCUCUUAUUGCCAGGGGUGGAGGGAAUAGGCACCUUUUUCACAUAGCCAUUUCCACUUUCUUUUUUGAAAAGUGUGUUGUCAGAUCUGUUACAUAUCUUCCUUUUGUGUUGGCAAUGCUUUUCCUCACUUGGUACGAGAAAGAUCUUUAUAAAUCAUGUUCUUUAUAGUUUUAAAUAAUAAUAAAAUAAAAUAAAAUAGUUUUGUUCUAUGUAGUUUUAAAUAUCUUCUGUUCUGUAGCUAAAGGUGAGAUACCUAGUAGGACCCAUCUCUUGUUUCAUAAUUAAACCUCAUUGCCAGCCUGGGGGAUCUUCUGAGAUCCUCCUGUUGUCUUCUAAGCACUUUAGUUUUGCCUUUCAGGCUUAAGUUGUAAUUCAUAAGGAGUUAAUUUUGAACAUGAUGGCUAAUACUAUACUAGUAGUAAGUAAUUAGGUAAAGUGUUUUCCUUUUUUCCCUGGUUCUGCCAAGGUAGCAUUAGAAAAUAUGUGUGUUUCCUAAUGAAACUUUUGUUCCUUUCCUUUUCUGCCCUAAUGAGAAUUACUCUCUUCAUCACUGUAGCUGAUAAUAUUUUUAUGUUUGACAAAAUUCGUCCUUCAAACUUAGUUUUUUUUCUGUUAAUAUGUCUUGGCUAUUCUUAGCCCUUCUAUUUUCCAUUCUCAGAUUUCUUUGUAAACUUGCAAACUGGUCACUCCGGCAGUUUUCACUUUUCUUGCCAAAAGAAUCUUAAUUUCUCAUUUAGGUGUGGUGUGUGUUUCUACACAUGGUACACACUUUUCUGUGUUUGUGCGUACCAUGGGUAUAUGAUAUGCAUACCGUGUGUAUGCAGGUGCCUGUAGAGCCCAGAAGGCAUCAGAUCCCCUAGAUCUGGAGUUACAGGCAUUUGUGAGUUGCCCAAGAAUGGAUGCUGUGGACCAGACCCUGAUCUUCUCAAGAGCAUCAAGUACCCUUACCCACUGAACCAUCUCUAAUCAAAAACAGCAUAGUGUGCCUAAUUUCAGAAUCUAAUGCCUUCCUCUGAGUCUGUUAUCUGAUGCAUUCUGUUCUUUUCUGUAUCCAGUAUCCUUUUAAUACUUGCCAGUAUUUUACUUGAAAUUGUGCAGAAAUUAUUUAAUAGAAUAAUUAUUUUCAUUCUUCAAAGACUUGUUUGCUUCUGCCUGGGGACUAGUAACCUAAAAUCACUUUGAUGGAAUUUCAGUCACUCAGAUUUUCUAGCCCUUCUAAUGUGAUUCAAAGUAGAACUUCAGAAUACUAUUCUCCUAUUCUCUUAUUGUCUGUCCUUACCCUUAAAGUUCAUCUCUUCAAAUUUCCAAAUGUGAUUUGAAGUUACCAGGGUCCUCACCUCUUGACUGGCCCUAAAAAUUAGGUCGUUUUUUUCUUAACCAAGGCCCCCCUAAACUAAAACUCAGAAUAUAAAGAUUAUUAUAAGAGCCAUAUGUUUGGAAAAUACUGAUGAUUUAAAAACUCAUAUAAAAAUCCUAAUGAGCCAGGUUCAUUGUAAUCUAACCCAUAUUUGUCUCACAACUUUUUGGUGUUAUUUCAGUGGGUCCCUAAAGAGUGGACAUGUUUGGAAUAUAGUCUUGCUGUUUUUAUUUUUAGGUGAGACUUUGAAAGGUGAUUAGGUUACAGGAGAUCAGCCAUAGCACCAGUGGUUUCAAAGGUGGAAGUGAGCCUGACUUAAAAUGAUUUUUCCGGCCAGGUUGAGACCCAAGAAGGGGGGUCCUACACAAUUUUCAGUGCUGUACAUUUGAGCUUCCAAUAUCCAUACCCAUGAGCAAAAUAAAUUUUCACUCCUUUAACAUUAA